AUGUCCUACGAGAUGAAUAACGCAGCCUACCCCUACCCGCCUCCAGCGGCUCCCGUCGUCGUCCCCGCUAAGAGCCGGUUCUCGAAAUGGUGGCCCAUCUCUUUCUUCAUCGCCGCCGUCCUCUUUUUUAUCAUCGGCGGUGCUCUUGUUGGGGCCGGAGCGUCCUCGUCAUACAGCUGCCUUGGUUCCGAUUAUUACUACUCAUCAUACUCAUCAUGCGGUUCCGACGGAAUGUGGUAUGGCGCAAUUGCUUGCUUUGUUCUCGGCGGACUUUGCAAGUUGACAGCUUGGAUCCUCCUUAUUGUCUGGUGUGUGAAACGGAGCAGCCGCCAGCCAACCUCCGUCGCCUAUACAUACCAACCCCUUACGCACGCCAACGCCCCCGUUGCCCCUACUGCCGGCAUCCCCGCAUACCAAAACACGGCGUACCAGAACGCACCGCCCUACCAACCCGCCCAACCACCCGCCGCUGCUCAUUCUAAGGAACACUCGGCAAUGGGCACAAAAUACUGCGGUCAAUGUGGUCAGGGGGUUACAACCCCUUUCUGCCCUCGUUGCGGGAUUCAGGUCUAG
Dichotomopilus funicola is the source of this 573-nucleotide messenger RNA. RefSeq lists its product as uncharacterized. The transcript has a single exon. Bases 1 to 573 code for a protein of 190 amino acids. NCBI's taxonomy places the organism in Eukaryota, Fungi, Ascomycota, Sordariomycetes, Sordariales, Chaetomiaceae. The record is from RefSeq and is a predicted model, not a curated record.